AUGCCUCAGUGGUGGGACCUUCUGCCUUCAUGUGCCUACUGUUUCCAUGUCAAGGCGUCAACGUCCUACUUUUCCCAUGUCAAGGCGUCAACGUCCUACUGUUUCCAUGUCAAGGCGUCAACGUCCUACUAUUUCCAUGUCAUUGUUACAGGGUCCUACUAUUUCGAUAAAACCGAUGGAACAUCAACGUAUGAAGAUACAUUGAUCAAAGUGUUUGCUGAUGCCCGCAAUAGAAGUAUAACAUACAGGUAUGUAGAACUGGACACCUGGUGGUUUACAAAAGGUCAAGGUGGAGGGGUCAAGGAGUGGACAGCACCAGCAGACAUCUUCCCCAACGGCAUCGAGUAUGUCCACAGGAGUUUGAACGUACCUAUUGUGGCGAAAAAUAAUUUCUGGUCCAGUGAUAACAUAUAUGCAACACAAAAUGGCGGAAAGUUCAAUUUUGAAAUGGAAGGAGACAUGGCAAUACCGACAGAUGAGGCGUUCUGGGACAAAAUCUUCAGUGAUUCCAAGCAGUGGGGAUUAGCCACAUAUAUACAGGACAACAUGACGGAAAUAUUCCGUACUUUCCCACGGAUGCAGACGGACCUUAACUUUGCGCGAGAUUGGUUGGUUAAAAUGGCGACGUCUGCUUUGAGACACAACAUCACCAUCCAAUACAGUGGCGCCACCCCAACGAUGGCGCUCUUGGCACUCCAGUUACCGGCUGUCACCCAGGUGCGCGUCCUGGGAGGCUAUGGCACAGAAUUGGACCAGAGGAAUAUUCUUGCUUCGUCCGUAUUCUCUUCACUUUUAGAUGUGUUGGUCUUCAAAGGUGUGCUCCGUACACAAGACCAGAAGGGAGGCACUGGAACAAUCUCUGCAGCUCAGAGCAGCGUGAUAGCUGUCCUGUCGAGGGGUCCAGUGGGGAUUGGUGACCAGAUCGGACAUACCAAUACUUCCAUCAUCAAUCGGAUAUGUAGCUCUGAUGGAACUAUCCUCAAACCAAACAGCCCUGUACUCGAAAUAAAUGCUCAGGUUGUGCAGAUGACAUUUCAAGAUGGCAGCGGCCCAAACGCCGACAUCUGGGCGACACUCACCGGCGUGUAUAAGGGUGGGUCAGCCCCGGAACAGGUGUACGGGAUUAUCUAUGUUUCCGGCUUGAACAGGACCUUUGACAUCACCCCGACGGCAGCCAAUAUUGGGUUUGAAUACCCAGUGAGCAAGAUCUUCUCUGCAGCUGAUCCAACAAAGCAGUACGACUUCAGCGACAGCAAACCCUUCACCAUCCCGCCAUGCCAACUGGAAUUCUGCAUGUACUAUACGUCACCAGUUAUAAAAUAUAAAAAUAGAGAAGUUCUCGUCCUGGGUGAAUUGGAAAAGUGGGUACCAAUGUCUCACAACAGGAUCGUUAAUGUCACCGUCGGCGACGUCAUCACUGUCCACGCCGUCAAGGGUCAGGCGGGAGAGAGUGUUGAGAUGUGGUUUGCCGAUGAUGUACGGUUCGGUGCUUUGAAAACUAUUAUAGGACAGACGGCCUGGAAAUCUGGUACUGGAAGUAAGCUGGGUCCCGUCUCGCACAUCGCAAGUUGA
Molecule: messenger RNA, 1572 nt
Organism: Haliotis rubra (blacklip abalone)
Lineage: Eukaryota; Metazoa; Mollusca; Gastropoda; Lepetellida; Haliotidae
Exons: 13
Coding region: 1-1572 (523 amino acids)
Source: RefSeq, a predicted model, not a curated record